Messenger RNA from Petromyzon marinus (sea lamprey), 4360 nucleotides. RefSeq lists its product as uncharacterized. Gene Ontology annotation, biological process: extracellular matrix organization. Lineage: Eukaryota; Metazoa; Chordata; Hyperoartia; Petromyzontiformes; Petromyzontidae. The record is from RefSeq and is a predicted model, not a curated record. Gene Ontology annotation, molecular function: extracellular matrix structural constituent conferring tensile strength.
GCGAGCUGCCUCUUUCUCUCUCAUCCCAGGCUCCGGGUGCCAUCGUCGGGGGUCUGUGUGGCCGCUUCCCACGCAAGAUGCUCGCUUACCGCCGGAUAAGGUGUGGGUUUCUCGGUGUGGCACGGAGGCUCACGUGUCUCCUCCUCCUCCUCUUCAUGCUCUUCACCUGCACGAGCGCGCAGAACGUUGACGGCAAGGAGGAGGUGGAGGAGGAGGAGGCUUGUCCCAGGGGUUACCACGGCAACGACGACCUGCCCGGGUACGACCUGCUGUCCGGCCUGCGGGGGGCGUACCGGCUGGGCCCCCGUGCGCCCCAGCGCGUGGCCGGGUCCACGCCACUGCAGGUGGCCUACCGGCUGCACCGCGGCGCCAUGCUGCAGAUGCCUACACGGUCCGUGUACCCGAGGGGCGUCCCACGCGCGUACUCGCUCGUCUGCACGUUCCGCACGUUGGGGGGCAGCCCCCCGCGGGGGCCCUGGUUCCUGUGGCAGCUGACGGACGCGCAGGGCGGCUUGCAGGCCGGUGUGCGCCUGGACCCCGCCACGCAGACGCUGAGCUUCUCCGCGCUGGGCGAGGACGGCUCGCUGCGCUCCGCGUCCCUGCACGGCGGUGCCGCCCUGGCACGCCUGGCGGACGGCGCGUGGCACAAGCUGGCGCUGGGCGUGGCGGCGCACGGCCACGUCUCACUGAGCGUCGACUGCGGCGCCCCCGUACAAGGCCUCCUCGAGCCCCCUGGCCCGCUCGCCCGCGUGCCCCCUGACGGGACCGUGCACGUGGGCUCCCUCGUGGGGCAGCCCGGCUCCUCCGCCGCGAUGGACCUGCAGUGGAUGCUCCUGCACUGUGACCCCGGUAGGGCCGCACGUGAGACCUGCACUGAGCUGCCAACACCUCAACCGACAAUUCCUGGACCACAAGGACCGCCGGGGAUUCCUGGAACCGAUGGAGUGGACGGUGAGAGAGGACCGGUAGGACCACAAGGAAGAAAGGGUGCCAAAGGCGAGUUUGGACAGCCGGGGCCAAGGGGACCUCAGGGCCCACCCGGCCUACCUGGCAUUGACGGCUUGGCCGGUCCUGAUGGGGCUCCUGGCCCAGUGGGGCCUCAGGGUGUCCGGGGCGACGUUGGGAGAGCUGGGCCUCCAGGACCGUCUGCUCCCCCAGGGGCUCCGCCUCUUGGAAGGCCAGGGCCCCCAGGCUUGGCGGGUGAGAGGGGCGACCAAGGAAAAGAUGGACCCCGUGGUCCCCGAGGUCGUGUUGGCCUCCCUGGGCCCCCUGGACCUCCUGGCCCCAUUGGAAAAAGGGGUCCACCCAGCAAUUUGGAACGCGACGGAAGUGGAGUGGGAGUGUGCCCCAUCGAGUGCCCCGCCGGGCUACCCGGGCACCCAGGCCUGCCGGGGUUCAAGGGCCACAAAGGGUGGAAGGGGGUUGUUGGCGAAGAAGGGAAAAUCGGCAGUCGGGGAGACAUGGGUCCAGUCGGAAUCAUUGGCGACCGGGGCACCGUGGGAUUGCAGGGAAAGCGUGGGCUACGAGGAAAAACCGGGGAGCCCGGGACGGUCGGAGACCAGGGCCUCCCUGGAAUUCCUGGCCUCCCAGGAAUUGCGGGCACACGAGGCCCACUGGGUGGCGUCGGCCAAAAAGGCUACCAUGGCGUAGAGGGCCCACGCGGAGAUGUUGGUGUAGAGGGGCCAAGUGGAUUGCAAGGGCAUCAGGGGGUGAAAGGGCAGUCGGGCAUUAAUGGUGGGGAUGCACGAGAUGGAAUUCCUGGCAAGAAUGGAGAAAAGGGCGAUGCUGGGCGCCCAGGUGUCCCUGGGGAGAGGGGCCCCGGAGGAAUCCCGGGUGUACAAGGCCCCAAUGGUAUCAAGGGAAACACCGGGAUUCAGGGUGACCCAGGACCCAUGGGUGGCAUGGGGCCUCAGGGCAUCCAGGGUGUCGCGGGAGAUCAAGGAGACGCUGGGGACAUUGGUCCUGUUGGCGGCAGGGGUCCUGCUGGCCGGCCCGGACAACUGGGCCCCAUUGGGCCUCCAGGAGAGCCAGGCGUACAGGGUCCCUUGGGUGACCCUGGAGUGCUGGGCUUGCCCGGAGCUCCCGGACCCCUCGGCAUGAAGGGUCACAAGGGAGGGCGAGGAAAUGGCGGCCAAAAGGGAGACCCUGGUUUGGACGGAGGCUCCGGCGUCAGUGGGGAUGACGGCGGUAAGGGACCCGUGGGAGACAAAGGCCAAAAGGGGGCGCCGGGGCCCCUGGGUGAGAUGGGCCCUGGAGGAGCCAACGGGCCCCGUGGGGAGCUGGGUCCGGAGGGGAGGCCCGGGUCUCAAGGCAAGACGGGCACCGAGGGGGAGCCUGGGGUCCCCGGACGCUCGGGCCGACCGGGGCCUCCCGGCCCGAUCUCCAGCGAGCAGAGAAUCCGCGAGCUGUGUACACGCAUGAUGACCGACCAGGUGGCCCAUCUCUCCUCUAGCCUGCAGCGACGUGAGCUUGGAAUGCCAGGCUUACCUGGGCCCGCUGGCCCUCCUGGGCCGCCCGGCGACAUGGGAGCCACCGGCCUGCAGGGCCCACGUGGCCCGCCCGGCCUCAAGGGACCUUGGGGCAUCAUGGGAGACACAGGGCCCAAGGGUGAACUGGGCACUACUGGCGACAAAGGAUCUGUAGGAAAGGCCAUUAAAGGUGCUGUGGGAGAUCCAGGUCCUCAAGGUGUUCCGGGCCCUGAGGGCGUGAGCCGGAAUGGACGAGAUGGGGCAGUGGGCGACCCUGGCGAUCCGGGACGGGUCGGACUUCAAGGGUCAUCCGGUGCGGCCGGGACGGCCGGAAUCUGCGACAACUCGGCGUGCGUGCCCCAGGGGCCGCCAUUUAUCAUCAUCAGCAGCAACAAGAACCACGGCAGCGGGAAGAGCAAGAAACGACGUCACGCAGCGCCGCGUCACACCCGGUCAUCGCACUUGGCGUAGACGUGCGACCCUUGAACCCUGCGCCCCGCACGGCCAGACCCCGAUGACCCCAUGAGCUCAGCACGAACGGCCGCCCCUCUCACGUGACCUCUGCCCUCCCCUUUUCAUAUUCCUUCUGGCUUGCCUUCAUCACAAGCACUGCUGAUUAUUCCACUGCAAUAUUACUCUCCUCCACAUUUUUCCUACUUCCCUCCUUGACUUAUUUCCCAAAUUGUCUCUCCUGUCCCGCCCGUGCUCAUCGAGUAUUCCCCUCCACCAUCUCGUUUCCUCCCCUCAGUCUUCUCCCUUCUUUUUUUGUCGUGCUCUGUGUUCUCCCGAUGCAUGAGCACGUCCCGUAGAAAUUGGAGAAUUCCCAAGCGUGGGAGAGCGGUUGCGGUGAUGGUGAAUGCUUCACGCUCAGCGGGAAGAGAAGGUGAUGGAUGCAAGGACAGCGGCAGGGAUUCUCAAGAUUUUUCUUUUUUUAUAAAGCAAUGGUCACGAUGGGUUUUUUUUCACACACUGACCAGUAAGCUGUGAGUAAACGUUUCCCGUCAACCCAAAUAUUAGUGACAACUGUGAGAUGUUAAGCCUAUGACCCCCUAAAGAGUUUACUUAAUUGCUCUCCGAUGCAUUGUCAAGGUAUACCAAGUUACAACCGGAAAAUGUAUCGAGAGCUCUACAGCACAACCGCUAAAAGAUACGCAGUACUAAGAGUUUACUUUGCUAGAACCCUCAUUUUUUUUCACUCCUAUGACCUACACACACGCACAGUGAAGUAAUCAGCUUUCCUGUUUGGUGCUAUACUCGUGUAUAUUGUUAAUACUGAAGUAUUGAUUUGUUAAGGAACGAUGGCUUGAUGUGUUGAAAAUUUCUGGAUUCGAGGUGGCCCUGGUGGCUCAGGGAGGCUGACACUACAGCCCUCAUCAGAGCACUGAGCCAGCAUCAUGGAGACGCUGGGUUCAACUCCCGGGUCUCCCAGCCGAGAUUAACGCAGGCUCUCAAGUGGAGGCGCUUAAUUGGUUUAGCCCCGUCAUCGCAAUGGCGCAAUUUUUUUUUAAUGUUUUGGGUUUUUACGUUUAAUUUGGUCGCGCCCAGCACUUGUGAGGGCUUCGAGUAACAGAAGAUGGGCACAAGGCAAAUCAUUUACAUCCGUGUGGUUGAAGGCACCGUGCGGAGUGGUGGUGGUUUAUUAAAACUUUUCAAGGAAGGCAAUUGGAAUAUUCCUGAAGUUUGAACGUGACUGACAUCAAAAACAAAGCCCCAGAAUGGGUUUGCCAUGUACCUCGCCACUGAUAAUGCGUUUUGGGCCUUUAAAUUGGUGACAAAAUUACAUUUUAUUUGAAAUGUAAUGGAUAAAAUGUAUUAACUUGGAAAUCGCCUGUAUGCUAAUUAGUGCCUUGUGGGGUUUUAAAUAAAAAAGUGUUACAUGUGGACUAAGAACA